GUUGAAAGUGGAUUAGCAUGCCAACAGGAGCUAGGGAUUUGGGACAGUUAACGAGCAAAGAAGAGGCUUUUCACUAUAUGAAAUUGUUAAACUUAUCGUUAAAUGUUGAAGGCUAUAAUGUACCUAAGCACAAGAUGAGGGAUUGGUUCUCCCAGCUAGCAUUGAGCCUUGCUGGAGCACUGCAGUAGCUAUUUCCACUGAAACAGUGGGUAAUGACUAGGGCGUACAAAGCUUGAGUUUUAAAUUCCUGAAGUAAGGGAUGGCCAAAGCAAAUCUAUUAUUUUGAGAUCUGGGGAUGAAUGAGUUAGAAUUGUAAACCGUGGCAAAACUUGGUUUCAAUGGUGAUGUUAUGGUGAAAAUUAGAAUCUUUGGAAAAUAGAGCAUUUACAGACUAGCAGCAACAACUUUCAAAGUAAAUUGGCAGCUGAUCACUUUCCAGUCCGGUGAUUGAAAUUUCCAUAUUUAUCCAUGGGGCGGGAAUGUUGCUGGCCUGCUUUUUAUUGUCCAUUCCUAGUUGCCCUCGAGAAGAUGGUGGUGAACUGCAUCAUUGAACCGCUACAAUCCGUUUGUGUGUGGCCAUCUACAAUGCCGUUAUGGAGGGAAUUCCAGGAUUUUGACCCAGCAACAGUGCAGGAAUGGAGAUGCAUUUCCAAGGAUCUGAAAGCUGAGGGCGGCAGGCAGAGGCAUUCUUCAGGUGGCAUUGGCGUCAAAGAGAUGGUGAUUGGUCUUGAAGGAGUGGAACUUGGUGCUGAUGGCAAGACUGUUUCGUACACUCAGUUUCUUUAUCCAACCAAUGUCCUGGGUGGCAGGAGGAAUACAAUAGAUUCUACAGCUUCAUUAUCCCAGUUUCGGAACAGCAGCCAUCGCAAUCUUCCCCUUGGAAGGGCAAACAGUACCCAAGGAAACAUUGACACUGGCAAUGAAGUAUUGGAGUUUGCGGAAUAUGAUCCAAACCUGCUGGAUGACCCACAGUGGCCAUGUGGAAAACAUAAAAGAGUUCUGAUCUUCCCUUCCUAUAUGACCACAGUGAUUGAAUAUGUCAAGCCAUCCGAUCUGAAAAAGGACAUGAAUGAAACCUUCCGAGAAAAGUUUCCCCAUAUUAAGUUGACCCUCAGUAAGAUAAGAAGUCUGAAACGUGAAAUGCGGAAGCUGGCUCAGGAAGAAUGUGGCCUGGAAGAGCCCACUGUAGCCAUGUCCUUUGUCUAUUUUGAGAAGCUGGCCCUCAAAGGCAAACUGAAUAAACAAAACCGAAAACUCUGCGCUGGUGCCUGCGUUUUGCUCGCUGCCAAAGUAGGCAGUGACCUCCGAAAGCAUGAAGUCAAGCAUCUGAUAGAUAAACUGGAAGAAAAAUUCAGACUUAACAGACGGGAACUGAUAGCAUUUGAGUUUCCAGUGUUAGUGGCCUUGGAAUUUGCUCUUCAUCUUUCUGAAAACGAGGUGCUGCCACACUACAGAAGACUUACCCAGCACUCUUAGCCCAGGCUGUAUAGUAGCUGAUGAAGGCCAGGUUCUUGUGGUAAGUAUGUGUACUUCGCUCUCCAAUGGAUCUUCAAGUGCUGCUGCAAGUAAGCUAACUACGAAGAACUUCCAAGAUUGGAAUAGCUUUCUGUAACAUAUGCGUGUACUGAUAAGCCAGUGCAUAAAACAAACAGAUCUAU
Messenger RNA from Chiloscyllium plagiosum (whitespotted bambooshark), 1658 nucleotides. NCBI's taxonomy places the organism in Eukaryota, Metazoa, Chordata, Chondrichthyes, Orectolobiformes, Hemiscylliidae. The record is from RefSeq and is a predicted model, not a curated record.